Messenger RNA from Trichomycterus rosablanca, 3776 nucleotides. It is a transcript of the gene smc1b, whose product is annotated as structural maintenance of chromosomes 1B. Gene Ontology annotation, biological process: sister chromatid cohesion. The record is from RefSeq and is a predicted model, not a curated record. Gene Ontology annotation, molecular function: protein binding; DNA binding; ATP binding. The coding region runs from base 19 to 3702 and encodes 1227 amino acids. Gene Ontology annotation, cellular component: nucleus; chromosome; meiotic cohesin complex. The transcript has 25 exons. Lineage: Eukaryota; Metazoa; Chordata; Actinopteri; Siluriformes; Trichomycteridae.
UUCAACUAUAAAAUAAAUAUGAGUUAUAUAAAACAGAUAGAGGUUGAAAAUUUUAAGUCAUGGCGUGGAAAACAGACAAUUGGACCGUUUAAACGGUUUACCUGCAUUGUUGGUACUAACGGCUCAGGUAAGUCAAAUGUGAUGGAUGCUCUGGGGUUUGUGAUGGGAGAGAGAGCAUCCAGUCUUAGAGUAAAGCACACCAAAGACCUAAUACAUGGUGCCCACAUUGGCAAACCCGUCUCCAACACUGCCUCAGUCACCAUGCGCUUCUGCAACGAGAAAGACAAAGAGACCACAUUCAGCAGAACCAUAUCAGGUGACUCUUCCGAGUACAGAGUAGACGGUAGGCAGGUGACACUAGCCAAGUACACAGGAGAGCUGGAAAAGAUAGGCAUCAUAGUGAAAGCCAGGAACUGUCUCGUGUUUCAGGGAGCUGUGGAAUCCAUAGCUAUGAUGAAUGCGAAGGAACGUGUAAAAAUGUUUGAGCGCAUCAGUAACUCAAUUGACCUGGCUAAUGAAUAUGACAGUAAGUCGGCAGUGCUUCAGAAAGCAAAAGAGGACGCCCAAUUCCACUUUAAUCGCAAACGAGCAGCCAUGGUGGAAAAGAAACAAGUCUCUAAAGACAAAAAUGAGGCCAAGAAAUAUCAGGAACUGGUAGACGAGCUCAGUGAAAGUAAGCUCCAGCUCAGUCUCUUUCAGCUUUACCAUAAUGAGAGGAGCAUUGACACAUUGUCUGAGUCCCUGAGAGACAAACAUGGGGCUGUUGCUGUAAAGAAAAGCCAGCUGGAGGAGUGGGAGCAGGCUGUAAAGGCUCAAAAGAAAGAGCAUGGACGCCUUAACCGAGAGCUUCAGAAACUAGAGAAGGAGAUUAAGUGCCAGGAGGAGAUCCUCUGCCAGCAGAGGCCUCAAUACAUCAGGGCUAAAGUGAAUACAACUCAUCACUGUCGCAAGGCUGAGGAGGCACGCAGCAGCCUACAAAAGAGUCAAAAACAGUGGGCCAAAAAACAGCAGGAGCUGCUGGAGUUAAACGAAGAGCUGGAUCAACUUGAGAGAGCAUUUAGAGCUUGUGAAAAAGAGAUGGAGGAACGUGUCGCUCAGAGAGGAGAGGAUGUAGAGCUGGAGGAAGCUCAGCUGGAGCGUUAUAAGGAGCUGAAGGAAUUGGCUAGGAAAAAGGCAGCUGUGUUCAUCCAGAAGGCUGAAAAACUACACUGGGAGGUGAAGGCGGAUGGAGAAAAGCUGGAGUUUGAUAAAAGGAGAAAAAGUGAGGUUGAGACAAACAUUAAACAUUGCCAGGGACAGCUGGAUGAGUUGAACAGGAGGGCAGGAAAACUGGAUGAAUAUGCCAUCUCCUCUAACAAAGCUUUGGAGAAACAAUGUGGCCAGGAGGAACGUUUGGCAGAGGAAUUGGAGCGUGGCCGAGUGCGGUUGCAUGAGGUGAAUGAGGAGCUGACACAAGUGCUGAGCGAGCUGCAGAAUGCUCGCAUAGACAGCCAUGAGAAUCGACGGCAGCAGAAACUAGAUGAAAUGCUGGAGAACCUGCACAGACUCUACCCCGAUGUUGUGUAUGGACGCUUGGUAAACUUGUGCCAGCCUAUCCACAAGAAAUACCAGCUUGCUGUGACUAAGGUGUUUGGCAGAUACAUGAAUGCUAUAGUGGUGGCUUCAGCAAAGGUGGCCCGUGACUGCAUUCAGAUUUUAAAAGAGGAGAGAGCUGAGCCAGAGACUUUCCUUCCUAUUGAUUACCUGGAUGUAAACCCUUUAAAUGAGCGUCUAAGGGAGGUGCGUGGAGCCAAGAUGGUCGUGGACGUGGUGCAGUGUUUGCAAAAUGCACCUCAGCUGAAAAGAGUGGUUCAGUUUGUGUGUGGAAAUGCGCUAGUGUGUGAGACCCUGAAAGACGCCCGCCAUGUUGCUUUUGAUGGACCGGAACGCCGCAAGACUGUAGCUUUGGAUGGAACUUUGUUUUCAAAGUCGGGUGUGAUCUCCGGUGGCUCUUUUCAACUGAGCCUCAAAGCACGACGCUGGGAGGAGAAGGAAAUGAGCGGCCUAAAAGAGCGCAAGGAAAAGCUCAGCGCUGAGCUAAGGGAACUAAUGAAACUGAGACGAAAAGAGGCUGAGCUGAAUCAGAUAAGAGCCCAGGUGCAGGGAGUCCAGACUCGCCUUAAGUAUUCUAAUUCUGAGCUGGAGACCAUCCGCAAGAGGAGCAUCCCAGCAUGUCAGGCUGAAAUCUCCAGGCUGGAGAGUGAACUCUCAAACCUUCAGUCUCAGAUUGAGAUGCAAGCCAUGAAUGUGCAACUACAGGACAGUGAAAUGAUGGCCAUUCAAAAUCAAGUCAAUCAGAUGGAAGACAGGGUGUUCUUAGACUUCUGUGCUGAAAUUGGUGUGGCCAACAUCCGUGAGUACGAGCAGGACUACGUAAGACAGCAAGAGGAGCUCGAGAAUAAACGGCUUCAGUUUGUGUCCCAGCGCACACGGCUGAACACACAGCUUGAGUAUGAGCAGGAGCAGCUAGACAAACAGCGCAGGCUCAUCAGUAAAAUCGAGGAGUCCAUUAGCAAAGAGGAAGACGCCAUUCGCACCUUAAAAGCGGAGGAGGAGAGGCUGCUGGCUGCUGUAGAUGAGUCUCAGUCCAAGCUCUUGGACCUGAAGAACUUGCUGGUUGGACAGAAGGCUUACGUUAAUGAUGCAAAAGCUGAGCUUGAUAGGAAAACUAAGAGUCUUCAGGAGAAGUCCAGAGAGUUGGUAAAGCAGCAGAAAGAGAUGAUCUCUGUGGAGACUGCUUUGGAGCAGCAGAGGCUUUGUAAGCACAACUUACUGCUGAACUGCAAAAUAGAUGGUCUACCCCUCACCCUGCUUUCAGGAUCCCUGGAUGACAUCAGUGAAAUCGAGCUCGACUCAGAGUCCCUGACUAUCAGCACACUGGACAUUUAUGAGCGUGAGGGACAGAUGGUGUUUGAUUAUGAACUGCUGGGAGACGACCUAAAGAGACUGACUGAGGAGCAGGAGGUGGAGUCUCAGCUGGAGGUGCUUAAAGAGAAAGUGUCAUCUCUGGAAAGAUUGAUCCAGGUGUCCAAACCUCCCAACCUGAAGGCUCUGGAGAAAAUGAUGGAGGUUAAUGACAGCUUUCGUGGAGUAGUGGAUGCAUUUGAGGCCAGCACAAGUGUAGCAAAGAAAUGUCAUCAGGAGUUUGAGCAGGUAAAAGCCAAACGCUUCCAUCUCUUCAGCAAGUGCUUCGAACAUGUGGCCGUCGCCAUCAGCCAGAUCUACAAAAACCUCUGCAGGAAUGACGGUGCCCAGGCAAUUCUGAGUGCUGAGAAUCCUGACGAGCCAUACCUGGGUGGUAUCACCUAUAACUGCAUAGCUCCUGGUAAAAGAUUCAUGGCCAUGGACAACCUGUCAGGAGGAGAGAAGUCUAUUGCAGCCCUUGCACUGAUUUUUGCCAUCCACAGCUUUCGUCCUGCUCCUUUUUUUGUGCUGGAUGAGGUGGAUGCUGCUUUGGAUAACACAAACAUUAGCAAGGUGACAAGCUUUAUUAGGGAGCAAUCCAGAGGAAACUCCCAGAUCAUUGUCAUCUCACUAAAGGAGGAGUUCUAUUCCCGGUCAGAUGCUCUGCUGGGGGUUUAUUCUGAGUUUAACGAGUGCAUGUUCAGCCGCAUUCUCUCGCUAGACCUGACUCCGUAUCCCCUCAAUGAUCAGGACUGGUAGGACAAAGGAAAGCGGAUGUAAAGCAGGAAGACGUGGGGAAAGGGAUAAUUAUUAGUAAAACUUUUUAAAUCUGA